AUGUUGCUACACAAUGCCACUUCGAGCCGUUACAGUUAUUUUAGAGAUUUCGAGUCGAAGGAACAGAUCGAUUCCCUCGUGGAUAAAUUCCGGCAGUCAUCGCUGCUCAAGAAAGACAAAGAUCUGAAGCGAUCGAAAUCUAAGAAGAGUAAAUCAUUGCGAUUAAGACCUACCCGAGAGGACCCGAAGCCAGAGCGACCCACAUGUCAGGGACUCACACUGCGAUUCAUGAAGAAGGUGUUCCUUUCGGAAUCGGUCAAAGUCUCGUCGAAAGAGGAACAGCUCCCUGCUUACCUCGAUAACGAUUUCAUCAUGAAGUGUCUGGUUUGGCACAACAUUCUCCGCUCUCGGCAUCAGGCCAAACCUCUGCGGUUGUCGUUCGAUCUUUGUCACGAAGCUCAGAAGCUAGCGAAUGAGAUCGCGCACACCGAUCGCAUCUCCUACCAACCCAGAUCCUCUUCGAAAGAUUUCAGUGAGAAUCUCUACGUCAAGUAUCAGCCUCUCUUAUUGGUCGACUCCCAGAUGGACGUCACCGCCAAAGAAGUCACCAAACAUUGGUAUCAUCGAGGAGUUCGAAAGUACGACCACUCUCUGAACCCGGACGUGCUACACACGCAGGGGAAUAAUUUCACCCAGAUGGUCUGGCGAUCGUCGCGGAAUCUAGGAAUUGGGAAGGCACGAUCGAUCCAGAACGAGGCCAAGGUGAUUGUUGUCGCUCUUUACCAGCCUCGAGGGAAUCUUGCGGGACAGUUUGUCGACAACGUCAGACCUGAGAUCCGGGAACCGACGACGCCGCAUGAUUCCGAGGACGAUGAACCUUAG
Messenger RNA from Galendromus occidentalis (western predatory mite), 822 nucleotides. Its product is annotated as repressed by EFG1 protein 1-like. The record is from RefSeq and is a predicted model, not a curated record. Bases 1 to 822 code for a protein of 273 amino acids. The transcript has 5 exons. NCBI's taxonomy places the organism in Eukaryota, Metazoa, Arthropoda, Arachnida, Mesostigmata, Phytoseiidae.